Messenger RNA from Stegostoma tigrinum, 4970 nucleotides. Its product is annotated as ras-related protein O-RAL. The transcript is spliced from 5 exons. Bases 302 to 922 code for a protein of 206 amino acids. The record is from RefSeq and is a predicted model, not a curated record. Gene Ontology annotation, cellular component: plasma membrane. Lineage: Eukaryota; Metazoa; Chordata; Chondrichthyes; Orectolobiformes; Stegostomatidae. Gene Ontology annotation, biological process: Ras protein signal transduction. Gene Ontology annotation, molecular function: GDP binding; GTP binding; GTPase activity.
CGUGGGGAGGAACGGCCCAUGGACUGAGUGAGUGAGGGGGCUGGCGUUUUGCUGCAUUUAUGACCGUCUGCUGAUAGCUUGUAAGUAGUCGUUGCUCUUCUCGUUUAGCCCCGUCCACCACAUCGCUCUCCCCCCUUCCAUCAUCGGUUUGCGAGUUCGUUAAGAAACGUUUACUUUGGACAGUGUGAGGAGAGAAAACCGUGACUGCUCAACCGAGCACGAGUGGAGGGAAGGCUUGAUUGGCAACCAGCAGAACUUACCAAUCAAGCACUACUAAUCCAUUUUGACAAUCUGGUUGAAAAUGGCAGCUAACAAGAACAAGAAUCAGAGUUCAUUGGCACUACACAAGGUGAUAAUGGUUGGCAGUGGAGGCGUAGGCAAGUCAGCACUAACGUUGCAGUUCAUGUAUGAUGAGUUCGUGGAAGACUAUGAGCCUACUAAAGCUGACAGUUACAGGAAAAAAGUUGUUCUGGAUGGCGAGGAGGUCCAGAUAGAUAUCUUGGACACUGCUGGACAGGAGGACUAUGCAGCCAUUCGGGAUAAUUACUUCCGCAGUGGAGAAGGUUUUCUCUGCGUCUUUUCAAUAACUGAACAGGAAUCAUUUACAGCUACUGUAGAAUUUAGGGAACAGAUCCUCCGUGUGAAAGCAGAGGAAGAUAAAAUCCCAUUGCUUUUAGUCGGGAACAAGUCAGAUUUAGAAGAUCGGAGGCAAGUGUCUGUCGAAGAAGCGAGGAGCAAAGCAGAAGAGUGGGGUGUUCAGUAUGUUGAGACUUCAGCUAAAACACGAGCCAAUGUAGAUAAGGUAUUUUUUGACUUGAUGAGAGAAGUGCGAGCAAAGAAAAUGUCAGAAAACAAGGACAAAAAUGGGAAGAAAAGCAGCCGGAACAAAAAAAGCCUCAGAGAGCGAUGCUGUAUGCUGUGAUUUUUUUUGUGAUCAAUUGCCAGCAAUUUGAACUUGGGCACUUAACAUUCAUUUAGCCACUCAAUUUGUUUAUAAUCAAUCACUUUAUUUUAUGGCAAAAUGGUGUUUAUUCAAAAUAUUGAGUGGAUUCAUUGUCAAUACAGUGCUGUUUGGACCGACUUGUAGGAAUUGUAUUUUUUUGCCUUUUGCUACAGGCAUAUUUUAAUCUUUGGGUGAACUGUUCUUAUCAAGCAGUAACAUGCUCCACCUUCCAUGUAGAUCUCUGGAUUCCCUUGUCCAGUUAACUGCUAAUUAUUCAUAACCUCUUCUAAAUCAAUUUGGGAAGUAAUUAAAGGGCAGGUUUCUAAUACAUCAAAAGAAAACGGCACGUUUAUAAAAGGCAGCAUGCAUAAGCUGUUGUAUUACAGCUUGUGUUCAAAGUUUAAUUUGUCUUUUAAUGUGAAGACCUUGUGUUUAAACAUAGCAUUUGAUAAAGUAGUUUGAACACUCAGAUCCUCUUUUAUAUAGCACCACAUGUGGUCUUGCAGUAUGGCUAAACUCUCAACUUGUGCCAUUCUUGAAUUGAGAGGCAAAUGAUUAAAACUUAGCUUUCUGGCAUAGUACAACCGUAAACUAGCUUUGUUAAAGCCUGGAGUAGCUUUAAUAAAGUCCAGAGGUAAAGUUUCCCAAGUGUGGUAAUUAUUUUCUGCUAUUCUUUUCAGUAGAAAUAUUUUUAGAGGUGUUCUCUCCGUAAACUUAAACCAUAGUCUAAUUACCUCGCUUGGGAAAAAAAACUUGUGGGGUUUCUUUGGAUCUAAGUUUUUCACUAGUACAGCAACAACCCCGUUCCACAAACAGUUUUGGUAUUUUGCAUCCAAUAUAAUUGGUAGCCUUGUAGGUGGAGGGACUUCUCAUUGCCUCCCAAGACCGUCAUGUUGCAUUUUCUACCUCUGUGAAUAGUAUUAACAGUGCUUGAGAUUAAGAUCUGCUUUGCAGACAGAUCACUAGCACUAAAAAGUAUUCCCAGUCUAUUCACCAGAGCAGCACCAUGCAUUAGGUAGGGUAUUAGAUUGUGUGCCUGUCUGUCUGUUUUGGUAAAAACAUUGGCAUGAAGGAAAGUUAUUUCUCAGCUAAAUCUGCAAAUGACUGAGCAUGUGAAACACGGUAGCAAUCAUAGGUUUAGUCUUCAACCUUUCUUAAAAAGUACGUAGUCCUGUAUGGUCUUGUGGUAAAAGAAGAUAAUGGAUAAAGAACAAUUCUUUCAGAUGUUUUUAAGAACACAAAGUUAAUCUGUGAGGAAUAGACCAAUAUCUCGCACUGAUUUUUAACAUUUGUAAAGAAACAAGAUUGGACAGUGUUUUGUUUUUAUGUAAAUCUUGUGAAUGACUUGUAUAAACCUUGGGUUAUUCUGACUUGUAUUUUUAACAACGAUUUCGUGGUGGAAGUGGGUUAUCACUGCAUUAAAACACUAGAUUAUUGGGACAGUACAGCAAUUGAUUUUCGUACAUUUUGCCUUAACACAAAUUGCAAGUCAUUUGAAGUUGACCCUUUGUUUUUUGAUUUGUAGAUAACAUGACUAAUUAAACUUGUGAUUUAAUGCAGUGUUUAUGUUGAGAUGAACAAGUUGGAGUUCCAUGCCAGUAAUAAACUGUGGUAUUAUAUUUGCCAAGAACUAACAGUUACCCAGACUGUUUACAUUGCUUAACAAAAUUAAUAUUUCAAGAUGGAAGUUUCUUGAUUGAGACAAAUCUAAUGUCAUCAUGAAAAUGUGAAAUAUUUCUAAAUGAAUUAUGAAUAAAACCAGUAGCAUAACUUGACUAAUCCCUGUCUCCAAUGUUCGUUGGGGUGGAAAGCUAUGAUUUUUGACUUGUAAUCGUUUACAUAAAACAAAAUCCAUGUUAAAUCACUGUUUUCAGCAACUGAGAUCAAAGUUAAUGUGAGGCAGUCAGAUUCUCCAUUGCCUCAAAAAAAACAAACUUCAGAGAAGGGAGCCUAGACAACGGUGCUUAUUCUAAAUGCAAGUAUGUAGUGUACUAAUCGAUACUGAUUUAAAAGUUUUGGCCGUAAGAAUGGCUGGAGUGUGAAGUGGAAAUAUUGAUCGGUAUAAUUCUGGUCUGAAGUGACGAAAGUCCAUCUGCAUAUCAGGAUUGAAGAGCUGAGCCUUGUAUCGUAUGAUUUGUAAAAUGGAAUAAUUUUGACAUGGUACAAAAGGAAUGAAAAUUUGUUUCUGGAAGAUUUUCAUAAUUUUAAUUAUCAGUAAGGUUCAUGUUGCCUUCCCCACACAUGCAUUCUGGUUUUUUGUACCUUUUCUUGUCACUGUGGCUCUCACCUUCAGGAGGAAAGCUGCUGAUGAACUCUGCUUUGCUUUGACUUCUCUUGACCUCUCCAUGCGUGAGCCAUUACUAUCUUGCCAAAACUAGGUAUGUUUUGGCAACUUGAAUUGUGUAGAAUUAUAAACCAUUUUCAUUAACACUUGUCAACCUGGGUUUGAUUGUAUUUCAGCAGAUGAAAUAAAUCCAUUGGAGCUUAUAAUCCCAUUGAUAAACUUCUAAACAUUUACUCCUUUGUCACGAAGAAAAUCUUCUGAAAUCUGUACUUUUAACUUAAAGACAACAGCUUUUCAACCUGUUUUAGUUGAAAUGAAAUUUUUGCCCCCUCUGCCUCCAAAAAAAAUUAGGGUAAUCCAACAUUUUGACAGAAAAUGUUCAUCUUGUGUACUGUUUCUCAAAGCACUGUCAGGCGUGCUUUCUUCUUACUUUUCUGCCACAUGUACUUCUAACCAAGUGCCUAACUAAAAGCUGUUGAAAUGAAAUAAAAUAAAGCAUUAUGUUACUUGCUCAGUCCACUAGCCACGUCAAUCUCCUGUUCAUUUGGGUACCUUGGUCUAAGUUUUCAGUAUUUGAACAGAAAUUAAGCCUCCUUCUCAGGAUACUUUACCAACACACAGUUGUGAUGACUUUCAUUAUUGGUUGGCUUGUUUAGUUUGUGUGCCAGGCAUUGGGGAUCUGUAAACAAGGAAGAGUUGGAGCAUUAAUAUUUUUAAAUCUAAAAUAUUUAACUCAGUGCUCUUAAAUGGUUUGUGCUGGUCAGAAUUUAGUCUUGACAAGUUUGUGGGAAUAACAAAAAUUGCUUGGAGCACAUUCCAGAAACAUUUUAGCUUCUAAAACAAGUUUAGAACAGAUAAUUAUACUGUAAUGUCCAGUAAGCAGUGAAUCAAUUGGAUAACUUCAAAUUUUUCUGCUGAGGAAAUAUUGUGUGUUGAGCUGUAGUACAUGACAUCUCUUAUUUGGAAAGCCAACUGGCAAAAUAAUAUUUUAAGGGAAAGUUUAUGAUGGAUUUAUUUUGGUAAGUCUCUCAGGCUGCGCAUGCCUAACUUGAUCUUUCCAGAUCAUGUAUUUAAAUUUAUAAUACACUGGUUUAAAUUAAAUGCUUGCAGUUUGCAUUGGCAAAAUCAGGAAUGCUAAAUUUGAGACAGGCCAUCAUUUGAAAAUUGUGGGGAAUGUAUUUCAUAGGAAAUUUUAUUUAAAAGCUGUAAGUUUGAAUCAUGGGAUGCCUCAUUUAUGAUGUGAAUUUUUCCUUUUUUUGCUAAUUAAAAAAGCAACUUGAGCAAAAAAAAUUGACUUUUUUUCCUCAACCAUGGUAACCUCUGAAAGGAGCAUUUGCACAUUAUAUUAUGGUAACAUGUUAAUGAGGUUGUUAAAGUCAUUGUGCUUUUUCCAAAUCCUUUGAUUCAUCCCAUUGCCUAAUUUAUUAACAAUGAUAUUUCAUGAUCUUGCAAAACCUAUUAGAAUUUUAGGGGCUAUUCAUUGUAUGCAUUAAAUCUGUAUUACCCUUGUGAUAUACACACAGAACACUUCAGUUGAUGCUGAUGAAUUAUUAAUUGAUAAAACUAUACAACUCGUUAUAACUACUUUGCAUGAGUUGUUCAUUAUUUUCUUACCUGCAUCUCAAUGCACAAUGAUUUGUAUUUUUUUCAACAAAGCAUGUUUAGUUAGUUUUACAAUGCCAUAAUUGCAUGUGUGCAAUGGACUAUAAAUACUGAAUUCAAUAAAUUUUUUUUAAAUUUUAA